Messenger RNA from Hippocampus zosterae (dwarf seahorse), 5120 nucleotides. RefSeq names its product ring finger protein 17 (gene rnf17). NCBI's taxonomy places the organism in Eukaryota, Metazoa, Chordata, Actinopteri, Syngnathiformes, Syngnathidae. The transcript has 38 exons. The record is from RefSeq and is a predicted model, not a curated record. The coding region runs from base 127 to 4878 and encodes 1583 amino acids.
CCAUUUUGCGACAGUAUUGCUAAUUGAAGCACGAGACGCUGCUCCGUCCUUGUCACUGUCUGGGGUAAAAUAAAUCGCGGGCUUCGUUGCCGUCAUUAACAAAACUACAAAAAGAAUAAGAAUAAAAUGGAACAACCCAACGUUAUAAUCUGCUACUUCUGUGGGAAUUCAUACACUCUGUCAGAGAAUGAAGCGGAGGACAAUCUGCCUCGUACGCUCAUGUGCAGUCACAUUUUCUGCACGUCGUGCCUGCAGUCCAUGGAGUGUGACAAUGUGAUCAAGUGUCCCGAGUGUGAGGUGGAGUCAAGCCUGCCUGAAGACGGUGUGCUGGGGCUGCAGGAGGACGCUCGCAUCAUUGGCCUCAUCUAUACUGCCAAAAUGAACAAGAAGAGGGGGUUGGACAAAUCAAACAAUCGCAGGAAACUCAGAGCGUUAUCCUCUAACACCAAUGGCAACACCAAGGAUGCAGAGCAGCCGGUGACCAAUGAAAAGAGUGAGAGAGCUGUGGAUGAGGCGUUGGCCACCGCUGCGGAACAUCUGGCCAGACUGGAGCACUUACACCAGACUUUAACUACAGGCCUGGUAGAACAAGUGAAGAAAGAGCAAGCUCGAUUGGAGUUGGAGAUCUACCACGCCGUUGACAAAGCGAUACACGCCACCCAUAAGUGGCGUGACAUGCAGCUGAGUAAGCUACACGGACUGGAUGCUCACUUCUCCAGCACCCACGCUGAAGUUUGCAGGGUCAAGGCGAGGUUGGCCUCACUGGAGACUGCUGUGCAGAAAGCCAAGAAGGUGCGAAGCGUGCCCUUCCUGGAGCUGUACGGCGACUGGCAACAGAUUUUGAGGACUCUACAGGCUCCUGUGGACAACCAGUCCUUCAACAUGAAGUGCAUCACCAUGGGCUGUGGACUAAGUGUUAAGUUCAAGUCCCAGUUUCUGAACCAGAGUGUGGAGUUAAUUCUGACGAUGGAUGAAGGCAAGCCAAACAACCUGUCUGAGAUGCCAUGUCACCUCCAGCAACACAUUAGCGGCCUUGCCCAAAAGCCUGCCGGACAUGGUCAUGUCGAAUCUUUAGCCAGCAGCUACAGCCACCACAGCCGCAGCAAAGCCAAGAGUCCACUGAGGAAGAUGAGUCAGAGGAGGAUGAGCCCCAAAAGAAGGAGCCCUGCUUCUCGCUGCGCCUCUCCGAGCCCAACGCGUAGUAGCAGCCGCUACCACUGCAAGACAUCCUCUUCAGAUAACGCCGCUGCUGAUGACGUUAUUGAGGAGUUUAUCGAGAUGGAGGAGCAGUACGUUACCCCUCCAACUGGUCCCGAGUUGUCCAAGGAGAAGCAGAGGUCACGCAGGAGAGGAAGCUUGGAUUUGUCGAGGAGAAAUGUUGCUCAGUGGGUGGUAGUGACUCACGUGGUCAACCCCACUCACUUCUACGUGUGUUACGUGGCCGAAAAGCGAGAGAGUGACAUUCUGUCCAAGGAGAUCAACGCCUUCUGCAAACUGGACACCAGUUGCUUCUCCUCUGCCGACAAUGUGCGAACUGGCUCCAUGGUCUUGGCGAAAGGAAAUCAGGGUCUGUGGUGCCGCACCAGUGUGCUGGAGGUCUUCCAAAAUGGCUGCAACAGCAGUGUGGAUGUCUGCCCGGUUGACCAAGUCAGCCGGAUCUGCGUCUUCUUCAUUGACUACGGCUUCACCAAAAGCUUGGCCAUAGAAAGGAAUGUUUUGCGCACGGUGUCCUCAGUAGACGUGGUGAACAACCACCUGAGGAAGAUGCACACAGAGCUGGUUCGUUUUGCUCCUCAGGCCAUCCGAUGUUCCCUUAAGGACCUGGUCCCCUACGACCUGACCAGGGGCUGGAGCAAAGAGGCUCAGACGGCAUUCUGCCAAGUGGUGGGGUCUGCCGUCGUGGAAAUGACUUCCUUUGGUCAGGACAGAGAUGCCAUGCUGGUGGACCUCAGCAAAGCUCCUGUAGGACCAUCCAACGACAUUCCCAUCUCCAUCCGGGAUUAUCUGGUGCUCAUUGAAGUGGCCAGGUUUUAUUAUCCGGUAAAGCCGAGCAGGAAGCAGCUCAAGUACUACCCGGCCAUCCCACCCAAACUCCACACGGAGCACAGCGCAGUGGUGACACACGUCAAUAGCCCCGAUGACUUCUACAUUCAGCUGCAGACUGACAACAUGGAGUUGUCGUUGCUGAAAGCCAAGCUUCAGGAGUGCUACAACGCCAAGAGUGGAGAAGAAGAACUGCUGGUUUACUGUCCCAUCAUCGGACAGGCCUGCGUGGCCCGCUUUGAAGAAAACGUGUGGUACAGAGCCGAAGUCAUAGGUCAUCUGGGGGACAGAAAGGUGGAGGUGCGCUGCAUUGACUUUGGAUUUAAGACAACAGUGUUGGUCAGCGACUUGAGGAAGAUAAAGGAUGAGUUCUUCUCCCUGCCGGCAUUGGCGAUCCGGUGCUGCUUGUCGGACGUGCUUCCUCUGGCUGGAGAGACAUGGAGCGAUGCCUGUGUGAAACGCUUCUUCAGCCUGGCUCGUGACAAAUUCUUCACCAUGGUGGUUACAGAAAAAUCCCCAAAGACAAAACCUCUACCCAUCAAGCUGCUUGAGAGCAAUCCCACUGACCUACCCACUGACAUAGCCGAGGUGCUAAUUAAAGAGCAGCUGGUGUGCUCCAAAAAUGGGCUUAAGACCAACAUGGCAGAGGUCCCCGACAAUGACGGCGCCAUAUGGGACCCGCCGCUCGACCUGAGUAGUCUCGGGCCGUCGGACCCUAGUGCCGGCACAGCGGUGGAGUUCCAGCCUCGGCUCAGCCUCCCCGCCAGCCUCAAGGACGCCAAAGUGCGAGUGAGCCACGUCACCUCACCCAGCAGCUUCUACAUCCAGUUCAUCCAAAACGACUCUCAACUUAAAAGGUUGAAUGAGCUUCUGAAUGAGGAAUGUGAGCUCUUGGAGCCUCAGGACGUGGCAUGGGAGCCAGACAUGUUCUGCGCGGCUCACGUCAACCAAGUUUGGGAAAGAGGACUGAUCUGCUCCAAGGUCUUGUCCGCUGACAUCGCAGAGGUGAUGCGCUGUGACCACGGCAACAAGGUGAAGCUGCACGUGAGCAACCUACGGCCACUGUCGGCUUCAUUGGCGGGUUCUUUUGCUCUGGAGUGCUCGUUGACGGACAUCAAGCCUGCAGGGGGCCAACCCACUUGGACCGCCACAGCCUGCGACUUCAUGCGUGACUUCCUGUCAGGAGCCUCGGCUGUUGUCACCAUCCACGAGAUGACAGAUGAGCGGCCGGUAGCUGUCACUCUGAUGUGUACCAACAAGAUGGGAGAGUUGAUCAGCAUCUCGGACUAUCUGGCCUACAGUGGUCUCGCCCUCAGGGAGAGGAAGCCAGUGUUAGAGAGAUGCGUGGAGGAUUUGGCUUUCAAAGAAAGCGAAAUGGCCGUUCCUCCUGAAGAGCCGAGAGAUCCUCAGUCUUCUGAUACCAACAUACAAGCUGAGACUCCUAAAUGGACGGCUGCUCCUUUGCCAGCAUUCCCCUCAACACCUUUCCCCGCCAGGUCCACCCCUUGCUCAACCAGGCCCACUGAGAAGGUGAAAACUGAUAAAUACAAACCACCGGAGCUUCCGCAGCUGGGCCACAACCGCAUGACCAUUUCUGCCAUCAAAGAGGACGGACUCAUCUACGCCAGAACUGACACAGCAGGUUGUCAUUUGGAGCAGUUGAGGGACAAGAUCCAGCAGAGCAUGAAGACGCUGCCCAAUCAGAAGCCGUACACCUGGAAGACGGUACAGGGAUGCGCCGUCAUUGGGCCCGACAUGCUGUGGUACCGGGGCCAGCUGCUGGAGGUCCAAGGGGGGCACGUCAAGGUCCAGUAUGUGGACUAUGGCCAGGUGGAGAGCAUUCCGGUGGUCCACGUGUACCCCCGCCUACUGUGCGAGGACAUACCUCAACUUUGCAUGGCCUGUCAGCUCUACGCCAUCAAGCCUGUCGGAAACAGUUGGCAUCAGGAUGCCGUGGAGCUUCUCAACGAGAUGCUCUUGCAUCGCCGUGUGGACGUCAGCGUCCUGAAGCUGCCAACAGACCUCAGCCGACCACUCACAGUUGAAAUCUUCUUGGAUGGACUGAGCCUCAACACCAUCUUGUGUCAGCACAAACACGCCCUGAUGGACUGGACCGCACCACCGGGACCUUCUCUGCCUCCUGACUCUAUUUUGGACAUCUGGGACAUGGACACAGAGGGUUUGCUGGGCCCCCGGGAGGUGAUGUUGGGGCCCUUCUCUGACCCCGUCCUGCCCGAGAUUGGUCAGCGCCUGAAUGUCCGCGUGAGGCACCUGCAGACUCCCAAUGAGUUGUUCUUGUGGUGGGAGGACAUGGCCCAGGAAACGGUGGACGGGGAAACUCUGGACCAGUGCAUGUCACAGAUCAACGCUGACGUUCCCAGUCUGCUGCCACUCACCAACUUCCCUCAUGGCGGUGCAUGUCUGGCGGAGUACAACGAUGGCAACUUCUACCGCGCCAAGAUGCUGAAGAUCAUCAGCGCCGAUCCCGUCCAGAUCCUCAUCCAGCACGUGGACUUCGGCUCCAAUGACACCGUGCCCACCAACAGGUUGCGACAGAUGCCGGCCAAGCUGCUGCGCUUCCCUGUGCAGGCGCUGAAGGUGCGCGUGGCGGGCCUCAAGGCUCCCAGCGCCAGCACGGAGGACCAGGUGCUGCCCUACAGCCCGCAGUGGACUGUCAAGGCCACGCUGGCCAUGAUCGACCUGCUGCUCGGAGACCUAACCGCCGUGUUUCAGUGUGGGGACGCGUCCGCAGAGCCGUCCGUGUCACUCUACAACCAGGAGGGAGAAUUUGUCUUUUUGCCUCUGCUGGCCAGCGGCUUGGCACAACAUGACUGAAGGUCCAUUUCACACGGUUUGUUUUGUUUUACCUUCAAGCUGCAUUCACCAAAGGAAAAAGUUGUUUGACUCUGCCUUUUUCCCCCAUGGUCUUAAGAGUCCAUUUAAGUUGCCACUUCGUUUAAAUGGCAAAGACUUUCCAAAGUCAUUAGUGUGUUGCGCUUCAGUGCAUCGGGCUUUCGUGUUUUACACGCCAAACAAAUGUGGGGAUUGAUUGUCAUUCUUUAAAUAAAAAAAUUAUA